This is a messenger RNA of Phoenix dactylifera (date palm), 2101 nucleotides long. Lineage: Eukaryota; Viridiplantae; Streptophyta; Magnoliopsida; Arecales; Arecaceae. The record is from RefSeq and is a predicted model, not a curated record.
CCUGUCACUUAUGCCGGGUAUGGCGGAAUCUCUUGGGCCGCAUAUAGCAAAGCGAAAACCAGAAGAGAGCGUAUGUGUAUCGAGAGCGAUCGAUCGAUCGAUCGAUCGAGAUGGAGACGGGCAGCGGUGAUAUCUGCACUCUGCCGGAGGGUUGCAUCUCCCACGUGAUCUCUCUGACGUCGCCGGCCGAUUCUUGCCGGUCGACGGCGGUCUGCACCACCUUCCUCUCCGCCGCCGUAUCCGACACCGUGUGGGAGCGCUUCCUGCCGCCCGAUUACCAGUCGAUCCUGUCGCGGGCCGUCCAUCCGGUGGAGUACUCGUCCAAGAAGGAGCUCUUCUUCCGCCUCUGCGAACCCAUCCUCAUCGACGACGGCAAAAUGAGUUUCUCACUGGAUAAAUCGAGCGGUGCAAAGUGCUGCAUGCUGUCUGCCAGACAGCUGUUUAUUGUAUGGGGGGAUACUCCCCAUUAUUGGACGUGGCAUCCUCUACCCGAUUCCAGGUUUUCAGAGGUUGCGGAGCUCAUAAAUGUUUGCUGGUUGGAUGUUGGAGGCACGAUUCAAAGCAGAGUGCUUACUCCUAAAACAAUCUAUGCCGCCUAUCUCAUCUUCAAAGUAGAUCAGAAUUCACGAGGUCUUGGGUUUCCGAAUCAGGAAACAACAGUGAAACUGGGAUCCCAGGUGUCCAAACAUACUGUGAAUUUACAACCCAUUGCUGCUAAGAGACUGAUGAGGACCAGAUUGCGUAUGCUGAAUCUGAUUUGGAAUGCCACGGAGGAGGGGCAUGCUGAUGCAGAGGAAAACCAGAUUGCAGCUAGAACCCCUCAGGCAAGGGCUGAUGGUUGGAUGGAGAUGGAGAUGGGGGAAUUCUACAAUGAUGACAGUGAGGAUGGGGAAGUGGAACUGAGUUUGAUGGAGGUGAAAAGAGGGAACUGGAAGUCUGGACUCACCAUCCAAGGCAUUGAGAUAAGGCCUAAGAAGUAGGCAGGAGCUCUUUUAUGAGGAUGGAGUUUGUGAUACCAUGUACACAGAGUAAGAUUGGAGCUUGAAGAUAGUAUGUUUGCCAGCUCUACUUGAAAGCUAAAGAUGAAAUGGGUGAGCAGCAAAUCCAUACAUAUCACUUGCCAAUGACAUGAAUCUGUGUGUGAACGUGUUUCAUCUCUUCUUUGUGCGUGAAAUGACCUCCUUGGGAGUCCUGGCUAUUGAUUUCGUCAUUGACUCUUCAGGCAUAGACCCCAUUGGUGAAGAACCUAGAAUUUUGUGGCUUGAGGGCAAGGUAGUGCAGUUCAUACCUAGCCCUGCUGGUUUGAUUUCUUCUUUUGGUGACGCUGUUUGGGGUGUUCUGUGCUUUGUUUUGUGCUUCCCCCUGUAUAGUUUUACUAGUUAUUUGUUCACCCGGCUUUACCAUUACUGGUUAUCACUACAGAUAUGCUUGGGAAUCAUUUCUAUUUCCUAAAAAAUCUCCUCUCUGGGCUCCUCAGAAGCUGCUAGUUGGAUGUAACUGGGUUGUCAAUUUUGGUAGCCAAUCAAGCUGAAGUGGUUUGAAUCAAUGUGGUUGUGGAGCAAAAAAGUUGAAUUUCAUUUUUUUUUCUUUAUUUUUGGUGUAGCUAAUGAGCAAAGGCGGUACAAUGGCAACCAUCAACCGGACAAAAUGGACUGAUCACAAGUUCUGGAAUAAGAGCAGGAAAUUGGCCAGAUGGGACCAGUAUGAGGAAUUAUAUGUAUAAUAAAUGUCAAAAGGUUGUAAGGCCAUCCUGUUCAUGCCGACAAGCUUGGCAUCUCUCUCUCCCCCUGCAUGCAGAAAGCCCUGAGAAAUUCUUAUUGCACCUGAACUGCUUCCAUGCUUUUCCAGAUGUCUGAUAAAAUCACAGAGAAAUGAGAGAGAUACGGGGCUUACAUCCCGAAUGGUACUUUCCAUGCAGUCUCAGAAGCUAAUGCUGAAUACCGCAGAUUGCAAAUAUUUUGCAUACUUCAAAUAUUUAAUGUUCAAAAUGAUAUCUUAUUUCAAUUGAUGAUGAAUUAUUUUUAAGGUUUUGAGCUCCUUUUAUACUAAAUGUAGAAAGAUAAAUAAUGAUAUUUUAAAGGUCAGAGAUAUUCUGUUUUUA